AAAUGAAAACGAGCGUGCGAACGUAGGUAAAAGUCGUCCUCUGCAGCGGCGACCGACGGCUUUUCCAAUUUCCUCAGUCCACCUCUCAACGAACCAUAAUCAAGCCUCUCUCUCUCUCUCUCUCUCUCUCUCUCUCUCUCUACGUUCUAGGGCAUUCGAUCGCUUCGUGAAUCCCUGCGAUCCUUCAUUUCAAGAUCUCUCCAUCUCCCCCUUUCGGAUCUGAGAAAGAAAAAAGAGCAAAACCCGCUCCGAUCGAGGAUCUCCGUCCACCACAUCGGUCCACCUUCGAUCCGACGCUGGAUCUGAGGAGAUGGCCUUGUCUGGAAUGAGGGGUCUCUCCGUUUUCAUCAGCGAUGUCCGCAACUGCCAGAAUAAGGAGCAGGAGAGGCUCCGCGUCGACAAAGAGCUCGGUAACAUCAGGACCCGAUUCAAGAACGAGAAGGGUUUGACUCCUUAUGAGAAGAAGAAAUAUGUUUGGAAAAUGCUUUACAUCUAUAUGCUCGGUUAUGAUGUAGAUUUUGGUCAUAUGGAGGCAGUUUCGUUAAUAUCUGCACCAAAGUAUCCAGAGAAACAGGUGGGCUACAUAGUUACAUCAUGCUUACUUAAUGAGAACCAUGACUUUCUGAGAUUGGUCAUAAACACCGUCCGCAAUGACAUCAUCGGGCGCAAUGAGACAUUCCAAUGCUUGGCACUGACUAUGGUAGGAAACAUUGGUGGGAGAGAGUUUGCUGAAUCAUUAGCACCCGAUGUUCAAAAGUUACUUAUUUCCAGUAGCUGCAGACCACUUGUGAGAAAAAAGGCUGCAUUAUGUCUUCUGCGGUUGUAUAGGAAGAAUCCUGAUGUUGUCAAUGUAGAUGGCUGGUCAGAUCGCAUGACACAGCUUCUAGAUGAGCGUGAUAUGGGGGUUUUGACAUCUGUUAUGAGCCUUCUAGUUGCUUUAGUUUCAAAUAACCAUGAAGCAUAUUGGAGUUGUCUUCCAAAGUGUGUUAAAAUUUUAGAGAGGCUUGCUAGGAACCAGGAUGUUCCACAAGAAUACACCUACUACGGGAUCCCAUCACCAUGGCUUCAGGUCAAGACAAUGAGGGCUCUCCAGUAUUUUCCAACAAUUGAAGAUCCAAAUACUAGAAGAUCUCUGUUUGAGGUUUUGCAACGUAUUCUGAUGGGCACUGAUGUUGUAAAAAAUGUGAAUAAAAACAAUGCAUCACAUGCCGUUCUUUUUGAAGCCCUUGCACUAGUUAUGCAUCUUGAUGCUGAAAAGGAGAUGAUGUCUCAGUGUGUAGCUUUGCUUGGGAAAUUUAUUGCUGUACGGGAACCAAAUAUUCGAUAUCUUGGCCUGGAAAAUAUGACUAGGAUGUUGAUGGUGACAGAUGUGCAGGAUAUUAUCAAGAGACACCAAGCACAGAUCAUCACUUCUUUGAAGGAUCCUGACAUCAGUAUUAGAAGGCGCGCUCUUGAUUUGCUUUAUGGCAUGUGUGAUGUUACAAAUGCCAAGGAUAUAGUUGAAGAAUUACUGCAGUAUCUCAGCACAGCAGACUUUGCAAUGCGUGAGGAAUUGGCAUUAAAAGCCGCCAUUCUAGCCGAGAAAUUUGCUCCAGAUCUUUCUUGGUAUGUUGAUGUUAUUCUUCAGUUGAUUGACAAGGCAGGCGAUUUUGUUAGUGAUGAUAUAUGGUAUCGUGUGGUCCAGUUUGUUACGAACAAUGAAGAUUUACAGCCAUAUGCAGCAAUCAAGGCAAGAGAAUAUCUUGACAAGCCUGCCUUGCAUGAAACAAUGGUCAAGGUUAGUGCUUAUCUUCUUGGAGAGUACAGCCACCUUUUGGCGAGAAGACCUGGGUGUAGUCCUAAGGAGAUCUUUACCAUUAUACAUGAGAAGCUUCCUACUGUAUCGACUGCUACUGUUUCGAUUCUUCUUUCGACAUAUGCUAAGAUCUUAAUGCACACGCAGCCCCCUGAUCCAGAAUUACAGCAUCAAAUUUGGGCAAUAUUCAACAAGUAUGAGAGUUACAUUGAUGUUGAAAUACAACAACGGGCUGUUGAGUAUUUUGCAUUAAGUAGGAAAGGUGCAGCGUUGAUGGACAUAUUGGCUGAAAUGCCCAAGUUUCCAGAGCGGCAGUCUGCAUUGCUGAAAAGAGCCGAAGAUACUGAAAUUGAUACUGCAGAGCAAAGUGCCAUCAAAUUACGGACGCAGCAACAGACAUCAAAUGCUCUUGUUGUAACUGACCAGCGGCCGGCUAAUGGUUCUGUAUCUGUUGGUCAACUUAGCCUUGUCAAGAUGCCGAGCAUAAGCGCUAAUACGGAUCUUAGUUUAGCAGACCGAGCUUUGACAGAGACAAAUGGGACAUUGAGCAAAGUAGAUCCUCAACCUGCCCCAGCACCUCCAGCAGACCUCCUUGGUGAUCUUUUGGGUCCAUUGGCUAUUGAAGGUCCUCCUGGUGCAACUGUCCCAGCUGAGCAAACUCUGAUAUCAGGAUUGGAUUCUGGUUCCAGUGCAUCGGACGCCUUAGCUCUUGCUCCUGUUGACGAGCAAUCAAACUCGGUUCAGCCAUUUGGGAAUAUUGCGGAAAGAUUUCAUGCUCUGUGCUUGAAGGAUAGUGGCGUGUUGUACGAGGACCCUUACAUUCAGAUUGGCAUAAAAGCAGAGUGGCGAGCACAACAUGGACGUCUCGUCCUUUUCUUAGGGAACAAGAAUACUUCCCCUCUUGUCUCGGUCCAAGCUUUGAUUUUGCCUCCUUCCCAUUUGAAAAUAGAGCUCUCGUUGGUACCUGAAACUAUUCCUCCAAGGGCACAGGUGCAAUGCCCACUCGAAAUUGUGAAUCUUCGCCCAAGCAGGGACGUGGCUGUUCUUGAUUUCUCAUAUAAGUUUGGAACUACAUUGGUGAAUGUCAAGCUCCGUAUUCCGGCUGUAUUAAAUAAAUUUCUGCAGCCUAUAUCAGUUUCUGGUGAAGAGUUUUUUCGCCAAUGGAGAUCUCUUGCUGGACCACCUUUGAAGCUUCAAGAAGUGGUUAGAGGUGUAAAACCGCUUUCCCUUCCAGAGAUGGCAAACUUGUUCAACAGCUUCCAGUUGAUGGUUUCUCCAGGACUUGAUCCGAAUCCAAACAAUCUGGUUGCAAGUACAACCUUCAACUCUGAGAGUACUCGGGCAAUGCUUUGCUUGAUUAGAGUUGAAACAGAUCCAUCAGACAGAACCCAGCUUCGGAUGACAGUUGCUUCUGCAGAACCAACUCUAACAUUAGAGUUGAAGGAGUUUAUCAAGGAACAAUUGGUCAGUAUCCCCACAGCUCCCAUGGCUCCAUCGGCACCUGCACCAGCACUGCCUCCGGGGCAACCAGCUGUUGCAGCUGCAGCAUUAACGGAUCCCGGUGCCAUGCUUGCUGGUUUGCUUUGAGGAAUUUGGUGAUUGAUGUGGCGUGCCGAUUUGUUUACUAUGAUUGUACCUGAGAAAGAUCCCAACCCCCUGCAGCACCGCAAUUGCUGAAGUGGAGCUGCAUGGGAGAGGAUUGUGGUACAAUGCAAGGGCUGGCGGAAUAAAGGUGAGCUCAUUGUGUGAUCGGCAUAGUAUUGGAGUGGAUUUCUUUUGUGGGGGCUUUUAGAUUCUUUCGGGGUGUAGUUUUUACCCUUUUGGUGAGGGUAUCGUUGUGUUGGGUGACCGGUCUUUUACGGUUUCGCAGGAUCAGUUUCUGUAACCUGAUAUUUGAGAAUGUAUUAGGGCAUGGGUGAAAGCACUUGUAACAACAGUUUGCAUUUGUGGGCAAUUCCAUGGUUAUAUAUUCAAUAAAGAGCGGCAGGAAGAAACAUGAACAGUUUUGGCC
Molecule: messenger RNA, 3806 nt
Organism: Magnolia sinica
Lineage: Eukaryota; Viridiplantae; Streptophyta; Magnoliopsida; Magnoliales; Magnoliaceae
Product: AP-2 complex subunit alpha-1-like
Exons: 27
Coding region: 311-3382 (1023 amino acids)
Biological process (GO): intracellular protein transport; clathrin-dependent endocytosis
Cellular component (GO): membrane coat; AP-2 adaptor complex
Molecular function (GO): clathrin-cargo adaptor activity
Source: RefSeq, a predicted model, not a curated record